AUGGGCGUGUUCCUGGCGGUGUUGUUGUCGUUCUUGUGGCUCGUUGUCGCGGCGAGAAGUACUGAGUACGACACCUUCGACGGAGUGAACCAAGGCGCAUCGCUCAUCGCGUGGUCGACGCUGAUGGUUGGAGCUAGCCUUGUGCUCGGCGCAGUUGCUAGGGCUAGUCGUGGAAACGCCUGGCGAGAGAAUGCUUCUUGGCGCCGCGAACGCGCUUGGCAAGCGUAUCCAGAGGUGGCUUACCACCUUUGCUCCAGCGUGGUGGAGCUGGUCUUCGCGUUGGCGGUCGCGUUUGUUGUGGCAGUGCUCAUCUUCACACUCUUCGGCUUCUGGUCGGUCGCUGAGAGCGGCAACUUCUCGCUGUACUGGCUGACGCUCAGUGUCUUCGCUCUUGGACAAGUGUACCUAGGCCAGUGGCUUGUGAGGCUGGUGUCAAGCGCGAGUUAUGCGGCUGUUGCUGGAGCUGCCAUCAAUUUGCUGCCGUUGUCGACCUUCGUGUGGUCCUGGAGGAGCAGUGCGCUGGGCAGCUUGGUCUCGUGGCUUAUGAUGCUGACUCCGCAGCAUUUUGCGCUUCAAGUGCUGCAGGCGCUUGUGUUCGGUGCUGUCCCUGACUCGUGCGCUUACGACAGUGUCGAAGGAGGCGCUAGUGGUGACGACAGAGAAAUCCCAUGCCGCGAGCUGCGUUUGAUUCCGUCAGAGGAGAACAACUUCAGCCAGCAGCAGCUCACGGUGCGCACUUACGCAGAGCUCGAAUACGGCGCUGAGCGAGGCAGUGUAGCGUUUCGCCUCGUCGAGCUCGGACUUUUCCUGUUGGCUUUCCGAUUCCUCGUGGUUGUGGCCCUGCAAAAGCGCCAAACCCGUGCCUAAUGUGCACGCCUUGCAUAUUGCAUACGAAAGUGAAGGAACACAGCUUAGAGUAGACAAACAGGUUUACCGCAAAAUCGAAGACGCAGUUUCGUUCAUU
Phytophthora sojae is the source of this 964-nucleotide messenger RNA. RefSeq lists its product as hypothetical. NCBI's taxonomy places the organism in Eukaryota, Oomycota, Peronosporomycetes, Peronosporales, Peronosporaceae. The record is from RefSeq and is a predicted model, not a curated record. The coding region runs from base 1 to 867 and encodes 288 amino acids. The transcript has a single exon.